Messenger RNA from Penicillium brevicompactum, 1455 nucleotides. RefSeq names its product membrane insertase OXA1. The record is from RefSeq and is a predicted model, not a curated record. The coding region runs from base 1 to 1455 and encodes 484 amino acids. Lineage: Eukaryota; Fungi; Ascomycota; Eurotiomycetes; Eurotiales; Aspergillaceae. Gene Ontology annotation, molecular function: membrane insertase activity. Gene Ontology annotation, cellular component: mitochondrial inner membrane. Gene Ontology annotation, biological process: mitochondrial respiratory chain complex IV assembly; protein insertion into mitochondrial inner membrane from matrix. The transcript has 3 exons.
AUGCUGGGAUCCCGAGGCCUUAAAGGCCCUAGCGCAGCCGCUGCGAUUGCCCGUCAGCAUCUCCACCUUCCGCUCACAAGCCCUGCGCGGAUCCAGUCAACGGGGUCAAUUGAAGUCUGCACUCUCUGGAAAUGCAUCAUGGCGCAUCGCACCCGCCGCUGCUGGCCCGGCCGCAAUCCGAUUCAAUUCCACCUCCUCCGGCCCUACGCCCCCGAUUUCACCCCCGAUGCCUCUACAACCGACUCCCUGAACAACUUAACGGACAUUCAUGAUAUUACCACGAUCCCGGAGCGAAUCGGAUACCUCAAGGAGCUUGGGCUAGACUACGGUUGGGGCCCCAGUGCGCUCAUGCAGUACCUGAUCGAGCACGUUCACAUCUACUCUGACUUGCCUUGGUGGGCCAGUAUCGUUGCUGUCAGUGUUCUGAGUCGUGCGAUUCUGUUCAAGCCUGUCAUGAAUGCUUCUGAGAGUGCUGCCAGAAUGACCAAUGUCAAGGACAAGAUUGACCCGCUCCGAGCCAGAAUGGUCGCACUCACGCGUGAGGGAAAGCAGCAAGAGGCACAGAUGGUAAGGGCUGAGUUGUCUCAACUCCACAAAGAUCACGGCAUCAAACCGUGGGUGUCAGCCAUUCCUAUGCUACAAAUGCCCCUCGGUUAUGGAUGUUUCCGAACCGUGCGAGGCAUGACCUCUUUGCCGGUUCCCGGCAUCGCAGCUGAGUCUGUCGGCUGGCUCAACGAUCUCACUGUCUCUGAUCCCACGUUCAUCUUGCCGGCUGCCGCUGCGGGUAUGCUGGUUCUAACUCUGAAGAGAGGAGGUGAAACCGGUGCCAUGCCUAUUAUGGAUUCAUCUACCGGCAAGUCGAUCAUGUAUGGUCUUCCUGCCGUCUCUUUCGCAUUCAUGGCUUUCAUGCCCAGUGCGCUCCAGCUUUACUUCGUGGCAUCCGGUUUGUUCGGUUUGACACAAACCCACCUUAUCAACUCGCCUAAAUUCCGCACUUGGGCGGGCUUGACUAUCCCCAAGAAGGUGGUUGCCAACGGGCCCUCGGAAUCUGUCAAGAACAUCCAGAGCAAGGCUCUCCGCGUGACCCUGGAACGAAUUGAGAAGGAGAAGGCUGCGAAGAAGAAGGCCGAAGAGCAAAGGCUCUUGAAACUCCAAGGCGAGCCCCAACAGGUUAGCUUCAUUGAUCGUAUCUUGGCAAACGGCAAGGACCUGGGCAAGAACAUGUCCAAGGAAAUCGGCGAAAAGUUUGGAACCUCAUCCUUCGAGGAGCGUGAGAUUAAGGAGCAAAAGAGACGUGCUGGUGAAUACGAGCAAGAGCGCAGGGACGAGGACGAGGCUUUGCGUGCCAAGCGCAACGAGGCUCGUAGACUGGAACACUUGAAGAUCCUCGAAAAUGAGAAGAACAAGGCCAGCCAAUCUUGGAACGCCAACAAGGCGGGACAGCGACGAGGAUGA